Molecule: messenger RNA, 1005 nt
Organism: Amaranthus tricolor (Joseph's coat)
Lineage: Eukaryota; Viridiplantae; Streptophyta; Magnoliopsida; Caryophyllales; Amaranthaceae
Exons: 4
Coding region: 1-1005 (334 amino acids)
Source: RefSeq, a predicted model, not a curated record
AUGUUAAUUACAUAUCGAGAUUGUCGCUCUUGCUACACUUGGUCUAUUCAUCAACUUGAUGUCAAGAAUGUGUUCUUACACGGCUCCGAUAGCGUGGUGGAUGAUAUUAUGCUUAUUGCAUCGUUUGACUCAUUACGCAAACAUAUUAUUUUCUUACUUGCUAAUGAGUUUGCGAUGAAGGAUUUAGGUAUGCUGCAUUACUUCUUGGGGAUUAUUAUUGAUCGUGCUGGUAUGUCUUCUUGUAAACCUUCUCACACUCCCUUUGAUACUGCUUGCAAACUAGGUACUUUGGAUAGUCCUCCUGUGGCUGAUAUUACUUUAUAUCGCAGUCUUGCUGGUGCUCUGCAAUAUCUUACUUUUACUCGUCCUGAUAUAUCGUAUGCAGUUCAGCAAGUUUGUCUUCAUAUACAUGAUCCUCGAGAGAGUCAUUUUCUUGCAUUAAAGAGCAUUAUUAGGUAUCUUAAGGGUACUUUAUCAUUGGGUCUUCAUCUUCUUUCUUCUCCUGGAUCUACUUUAGUAUGCUAUACUGAUGACGAUUGGGUGGGUUGCGCGGAUAGCCGGCAUUCUACGUUAGGAUAUUGUGCUUUCUUGGGUGAUAAUUUGAUUUCAUUGUUGGCUAAACGACAAUCUACUUUGUCUCCGUCUAAUACUGAGGCUAAAUAUCAUGCUGUAGCCAAUGCUGUGGCUGAAACGUGUUGGCUACGCAACUUAUUACUUGAGCUUCAUUAUCCUAUUCCUAAAGCUACAUUAGUCUAUUGUGAUAAUAUUAGUGCCAUUUAUCUUUCUGGAAAUCCCGUGCAACAUCAAUUAACCAAACAUAUUGAGAUUGACAUAUAUUUUGUUCGUGAGAAAGUGGCUAAGGGUGAAAUGCGUGUUGUUCAUGUUCCAUUCCGGUUUAAGUUUGCUGAUAUUUUUACCAAAGGCCUUCCUCAUGUUUUGCUUGAUGAGUUUCGAUACAAUCUCAGUGUUCGAUCUUCUCUCGCUUCGAUUGAGGGGGUGUAUUAG